Molecule: messenger RNA, 1119 nt
Organism: Colossoma macropomum (tambaqui)
Lineage: Eukaryota; Metazoa; Chordata; Actinopteri; Characiformes; Serrasalmidae
Product: C3a anaphylatoxin chemotactic receptor-like
Biological process (GO): positive regulation of cytosolic calcium ion concentration; phospholipase C-activating G protein-coupled receptor signaling pathway; inflammatory response
Cellular component (GO): plasma membrane
Molecular function (GO): G protein-coupled receptor activity; complement receptor activity
Source: RefSeq, a predicted model, not a curated record
GUGGUCUUUUGCAAAGUACUGUAUAGGCUAUAUAAAGUCUACAUCUACGCAUAUCUGAAUCCAAAACUAUUUAAUUUUCUUUCCUUUACUAAUAAAACGACAGUUCUCGCCAAUGUAACUGCACCAGUCAGCAGUGGGAGUAAAGCCAAUCACCUGCUGAACCUCACUAUAUUUUUCCGCUCUGUGAUCUGUGUACUUGGUGUCAUUGGGAACGGACUGGUCGUUUACGCAACAGGCUUCAAAAUGAAGAAAACGGUCAACCCCGUCUGGUUUCUCAGCUUGGCACUGGCUGACAUUCUCUUCACGUUUCUCAUCUUUGACAUAGUCAACAUGUCCCAAAAUUCUGAUUGGCCCUUUGGUGAUUUCAUGUGCAAGUUUUACAGCUUGGUCUCUGUGCUUAACAUGUUUGCUAGCAUCCUCCUACUCGCAGCCAUCAGUCUGGACCGGUGCCUGUCCACAUGGCUGGUUGUGUGGGUCCAAAACAAAAGAACACUUUUUAAAGCUAAGAUCUCCUGCUUCUUCAUAUGGUUAGCAUCAAUAUGCUGCAGCCUUCCUUAGUUUAUUGAAGACAGGCAGACAUCAUAUUGCGCACAAGACCUUGACUUAGCAGCUUACAAAUGUUGUGUAAUUUUCGUUUUGGGAUUCCUCAUCCCGCUCCUUAUCAUCACAGGUUCCUACAUGGCCAUUGGUGUACGUGUAAGACACCUCAGACAGAAGACACUGAAACCCUUUAGAACAAUAGUCGCUGUGAUCCUGGCCUUCUUCUGCUGCUGGCUUCCCUUUCAUAUUUACCUUUUCAUUGAUUUGUGGGCUCAUGAAACAAGAUUGAGAAACAAAGAAGUCAACCUUGAUGACUUUAAGGAAGUUAUAGACACUGUGGGACCCUUCAUUGUCAGCCUAGCCUUCUUCAAUAGCUGCCUGAAUCCCAUUCUGAAUGUGUUCAUAUGUGAGGAGUUCAUGGCGAAGCUCAGGCGGUCCUUUGUGGCAGUGUUUGAAAGCGCCUUCGCUGAGGAGCAUCUAGCCCUGCUGGUAUCUCAGUAUUCUAUCAACCAUCGCAAAUCCAGCUCAGCACUUAAUCUUCAGAAGGUGACUCCAACCAUCAAUAAGCAAUCUGAAUGA